Molecule: messenger RNA, 1047 nt
Organism: Branchiostoma floridae (Florida lancelet)
Lineage: Eukaryota; Metazoa; Chordata; Leptocardii; Amphioxiformes; Branchiostomatidae
Product: lysoplasmalogenase-like protein TMEM86A
Exons: 3
Coding region: 141-806 (221 amino acids)
Cellular component (GO): membrane
Source: RefSeq, a predicted model, not a curated record
UCAACCUUUAACCCUCUAUAAACAGGUGAGGUCAGAGGUUCCUAAGAUUAGAAGUGGGCUGCUAGCUGCUUAGACCUGCCCUGUUCACCUGUGUGUACAUUCAACACAGAUCAGAACAACAUAGCCGUGUCUGGUACAGAAUGAAGACCCUUUUACUGUUCGUUGCUGCACUAGUCGUGUACUUAUUGUUUGGCGUUCCUGAGUUGCCUCUAGAUUCGGUCAAAGGCUUCGUAAAAUGUCUUCCGGUCGCUGCUCUGGGCGUCUUUGUACAGGUGGAGCAGAAGUGUGGAUCCACUUACGCGCGCCUCCUAGCGGUCGGCUUGUUUACCUCAGCUCUCGGUGACUACUGCAUGUACUGGCACCACUCACCAGAAUGGUUCUUGUAUGGUGUCAUUGUGUUCUCCGUCACCCAUCUUCUCUACUCCUUCUCGUUCGGUCUGAGACACCUGACGAUCGACCCCCUGGCGUACGUCACCAUGGUGAUAGCCUGUGUGUCCUAUGGGUACCUCCUCCCGGGGUUGAAGGGCGUGCAGACGACAGUAGUGGCAAUCUACGUUGUGCUGAUCUCCUCCAUGACGCUGUCAGCCGCCGCACGGUUACGUCAGGCCGCCACGUUACCUCGUCUGUCGGCGUGCGCAGGCGCCGUUCUGUUCGCCAUUUCUGACUUUAUCCUGGCCGUGGACAAGUUCCGCACCCCCCUCCCCUACCCCCGGGUCUCCAACAUGGCCACGUACUUCACCGCACAGCUUCUUAUAGCACUGUCCGUCAUGGAAAAUCGGGUGGACCUGAGGAAGAAAAAAGAGUAAAAAAAAACUAGAAUAAGAAAUCUUUUCAUUUAUUUAUAUGACCGAUGUAAAGCAAAAGCCUGCAAUUCCAAGAACAUUUCACGUGUUGUAUUUGUCUCAACCAUGUUAAAAGCAGUUUGGUACCAGUACUUCAUCAUUUGCGUAUAAAUUUUAUUCUGUAUUCACCUUUUUUUUGUAGUUUAUAUUUGAUCAUACAAAAGUCACUGUACUUUUUGUCGUGCCAAUAAAGCUUGCUGUUAAA